This is a messenger RNA of Penicillium verhagenii, 356 nucleotides long. RefSeq names its product 60S ribosomal protein eL37. Gene Ontology annotation, cellular component: ribosome; cytosolic large ribosomal subunit. Lineage: Eukaryota; Fungi; Ascomycota; Eurotiomycetes; Eurotiales; Aspergillaceae. The record is from RefSeq and is a predicted model, not a curated record. The transcript has 5 exons. Gene Ontology annotation, molecular function: RNA binding; structural constituent of ribosome. Gene Ontology annotation, biological process: translation. Bases 78 to 356 code for a protein of 92 amino acids.
CGGGAAGAUUUGAUACGCCUAGCGACGACGACACCGACAACAGCCCUCCAACGGAAUCGCCAGUUCCCUAAUUCAAAAUGACCAAGGGUACCUCGUCUUUCGGAAAGCGCCACAACAAGACGCACACUCUGUGCCGUCGUUGUGGCCAGCGGUCCUUCCACAUCCAGAAGUCGACCUGUGCCAACUGUGGUUACCCUGCCGCUAAGACCCGCAAGUACAACUGGAGCGAGAAGGCCAAGCGCCGCAAGACCACCGGCUCCGGCCGCAUGCGCUCCCUGCGCAACGUCCACCGCCGCUUCCUUAACGGCUUCCAGACUGGUGUCCCCAAGGGCUCCAAGGGUCCCGAGGCUCACUAA